This is a messenger RNA of Gadus chalcogrammus (walleye pollock), 1140 nucleotides long. RefSeq names its product cerebellin 1 precursor (gene cbln1). The record is from RefSeq and is a predicted model, not a curated record. Bases 565 to 1140 code for a protein of 191 amino acids. Gene Ontology annotation, cellular component: glutamatergic synapse; synaptic cleft. NCBI's taxonomy places the organism in Eukaryota, Metazoa, Chordata, Actinopteri, Gadiformes, Gadidae. The transcript has 3 exons. Gene Ontology annotation, molecular function: protein binding.
CUUGCUCAUGCGUGGGCCGCUCAUUCCCAGCCCUUUUUUUGUGCUAAACUCCAAUAUCUCCCAUAUCAAUAAUUGAAGCAGCGCGAGAGCAGACGGAGCCCUGUGCGCUAUGUAUUCUCCGGCGCUGCGAAUUGGCCAGGGCCCCUCCGCCUCCUGCUCCUCUGCCGCCCGUGUGUGAGAACCGGCCGCUCGUCGCUGACAGCGCUGCACACUUUAAAAGAGUGCAAGAAAAGACAAAAAAAAGUUGCGACCCCGGAAAGUGGGAGGAAAAAGAAAGUGGUGCCGACAAAGCUUUUUCUUCUUUCCAGAGCACGGGGAGUACAAAGCGUUCACUUCAACCCACGGAGAUACGGCGCACGUCCUCCAAGAGAACUCUUUAAUAUUUAAUCGCUGCUAGAUAAGUGACUUCUUCUUUUUCUUCUUCACUGAGUCGCACUGAAAGCCGGAGAAAAAAACAGCAAGGCAGAUCUUGGGGAAAAAGUCGAAGAAAAAAACAAGGUUUGAACCCCCCACCACCCCCCCCACACCAAAAAAAGCAGAUUUAAAGUCGACCCUUCAUCCGCGAUGUUGACGUUCUGCCUGCUGAGCGCCGUGUGGCUCGUGGCCAGCCCGACCCGCGCGCAGAACGAGACGGAGCCCAUCGUCCUGGAGGGGAAGUGCCUGGUGGUGUGCGACUCCAACCCCACCUCGGACCCUACCGGCACGGCGCUGGGCAUCUCGGUGCGCUCGGGAAGCGCCAAGGUGGCGUUCUCCGCGGUGAGGAACACCAACCACGAGCCCUCCGAGAUGAGCAACAGGACGAUGGUCAUCUACUUUGAUCAGAUCCUCGUAAAUGUGGGGAAGAAUUUCGACGAGGAGCGGAGUAAUUUCAUCUCACCACGCAAAGGGAUUUACAGUUUUAACUUCCACGUAGUGAAAGUCUACAACCGUCAAACCAUACAGGUGAGCCUGAUGCACAACGGCUGGCCGGUGAUCUCAGCGUUUGCGGGCGACCAGGACGUGACGCGCGAGGCGGCCAGCAACGGGGUUCUGAUUCAGAUGGAGAAGGGCGACCGGGCCUACCUCAAGCUGGAGCGGGGAAACCUGAUGGGGGGCUGGAAGUACUCCACCUUCUCCGGCUUCCUGGUGUUUCCAGUGUAG